CAGCACCAGUGCCCGCCCCGCGCCAAAGGAUAACAGCACAGCGUCGCAGCCAGCGCCAUGCGACUGAUGUUGGCGGUGGUGGUGGCGGCCGGGUGCGCCGCCGCCGCUCGCCUGGACAACCAGUACCUGCCGCCGAGGGGCGGAUCGGGGGCCGGGGGCGGCGCCGGGCUCCAGACGCCCCCGUCGUACGGCGCUCCUGGAGGAGGCGGUCCGACCGGCGGUGGCGGUGGAUUCGGCGGCGGCCCCAGCAGCGGCGGUGGCGGUGGGUUCGGCGGCGGCGGCGGUCCCUCCGGUGGCGGUGGAGGCGGCGGCUACGGCGGCGGUCCUACCGGAGGCGGAGGCGGCGGCGGAUUCGGCGGUGGACCCUCCGGCGGUGCUGGAUUCGGCGGCGGCGGCGGAGGCCGCGGUGGUGGCGGUGGCGGCGGCGCUGGUGGCGGCGGCGGCGGCGGUGGACCCGUCAUCGCCAUCAUCAAGCAGACCAACGUCAACAACGGCGACGGCUCGUACUCCUGGAGCUACGAGACGGAGAACGGCAUCCAGGCCGAGGAGAAGGGCGAGCUGAAGCCGGGCGGCGAGGGCGGCGAGGGCAUCCAGAGCGCCGUGGGCUCCUUCUCGUACACCGCCCCCGACGGCCAGCGCAUCGAGCUCUCGUACACCGCCGACGAGAACGGCUUCGUGCCGCAGGGCGCCCACCUGCCCACGCCGCCCCCCAUCCCGGAGGCCAUCCAGAAGUCCCUGGCCGCCAACGCCGCUGAGGAGGCUCGCGGUGGCGGCGGCGGCGGCGGAGGUUACGGCGGCGGUCCCUCUGGCGGCGGCGGCAGUGGUGGAUACGGCGGCGGUCAAGGUCCAUCCGGGGGCGGCGGUGGCGGCGGCUAUGGAGUACAUUCACUCAUUGAAACAUCCGAGUAA
Thrips palmi is the source of this 909-nucleotide messenger RNA. RefSeq names its product pupal cuticle protein 20-like. The transcript is spliced from 5 exons. Gene Ontology annotation, cellular component: chitin-based extracellular matrix. Gene Ontology annotation, molecular function: structural constituent of chitin-based larval cuticle. The record is from RefSeq and is a predicted model, not a curated record. Lineage: Eukaryota; Metazoa; Arthropoda; Insecta; Thysanoptera; Thripidae. Bases 58 to 909 code for a protein of 283 amino acids.